Mercurialis annua (annual mercury) is the source of this 2205-nucleotide messenger RNA. RefSeq names its product WRKY transcription factor WRKY24-like. The coding region runs from base 220 to 1938 and encodes 572 amino acids. NCBI's taxonomy places the organism in Eukaryota, Viridiplantae, Streptophyta, Magnoliopsida, Malpighiales, Euphorbiaceae. Gene Ontology annotation, biological process: regulation of DNA-templated transcription. The transcript has 5 exons. Gene Ontology annotation, molecular function: DNA-binding transcription factor activity; sequence-specific DNA binding. The record is from RefSeq and is a predicted model, not a curated record.
GAGUGUUAAACAUGAUUUUCCACGGUCAAACUUAUCCUGUGUGUGCUUCGUAGAAACCUCAAAAAACCAAUACUACUAAUAAUAAAGUUCCAUACGUAACCAUUUCCCCUUCUCUCUUCUUCUUCACUAAUUUUUCCAAAACAAUUUGAACUUUCUCAAAACCAAAAUUAAAAAACAUUUGAACUUUCUUUAUUCUCAUUUCUUGUUUCUAUUUAUGUUAUGGCUUCAUCUUCAAGUAGCUUAGACACUUCUGCUAAUUCAUACCCGUCAAAUUUCAGUUUUUCUUCGUCUUCUUCUUCGAAUUAUAAUAGUUUCAUGGGCACCACUUCUUUCUCCGAGCUUCUUGCUUCAUCUAACGGUGAUCAUGGAGUACCCAUUAAGCGUAGUGGACUAGGUGAAAGAAUUGCAGAAAGAACAGGGUCUGGUGUGCCUAAGUUUAAAUCUAUUCCACCUCCAUGUUUGCCUCUGUCACCACCUUCUGUUUCUCCUUCUUCUUAUUUUGCUAUUCCUCCUGGUUUGAGCCCUACUGAGCUUCUUGAUUCUCCUGUUUUGUUGAACUCUUCUCAUAUUUUGCCUUCACCAACUACUGGUUCGUUUGCUAAUUGGAAGAUGAACUCUAAUUAUAGUAAUAACCAACAACGUAAUGUUAAGCAAGAAGAUAAAAACAAUUCUGAUUUCUCAUUUCAGCCACCUCCACCAACAACUUCAUCAGCCAUGUUUCAAUCUUCCAACAGCUUAAUUCAAUCUGCACAACAGCAACAAAGAUGGAGUUUUCAAGAAUCAAAAGAGCAAGAUGAAUUUGCUGCUGUUCAAGUAAAGAAUAAUAUCAGUGGAGUCCAGUCGGAUUACGGUGGUCAGCAACAGCAACCGCAACAGCAAUAUCAAUCAGUUAGAGAGCAGAGAAGAGCAGAAGAUGGAUAUAAUUGGAGAAAAUAUGGUCAAAAACAAGUUAAAGGAAGUGAAAAUCCAAGAAGUUAUUAUAAGUGCACUUAUGUUAAUUGUCCAACUAAAAAGAAAGUUGAAAGAUCAUUAGAUGGACAAGUCACUGAGAUUGUUUAUAAAGGUAGCCAUAAUCAUCCUAAGCCUCAGUCUACUAGAAGAUCAUCAUCAUCAGCAAAUUCUAAUUCUUCAACAGUAUCCAACAAUUUUAAUGCAAUUCAAGCUACUAAUCAUGAUAAUGGUCAAGAUCAGUCAUUUGGUAGUGGACAAAUUGAUUCUGUUGUAACAACACCUGAGAAUUCUUCAAUUUCUAUGGGGGAGGAGGAUUUUGAUUCUUCACAGAAAAGUAGGUCUAGAAGUGAUGAGUAUGAUGAAGAUGAACCAGAAACCAAAAGAUGGAAAACAGAAGGUGAAAAUGAAGGAAUUUCAGCAGCAGGGAGCAGAACAGUGAGGGAGCCAAGAGUUGUGGUUCAAACUACUAGUGAUAUUGACAUUCUUGAUGAUGGAUAUAGAUGGAGAAAGUAUGGGCAGAAAGUUGUCAAGGGGAAUCCUAACCCUAGGAGCUAUUACAAGUGUACACAUCCAGCAUGUCCUGUAAGGAAGCAUGUUGAGAGAGCAUCUCAUGAUCUGAGGGCAGUGAUCACAACCUAUGAGGGGAAACACCACCAUGAUGUUCCGGCAGCUCGCGGUAGCCAUGCUGCAGUCAAUAGGCCAUUGGCUGAUAGCAACAACAAUGGUAAUAGCAAUAUAUCAGCAGCUAUGGCAAUGAGGCCAUCAGCUAUGAAUCAUCAUCAUCGUCAUUCGAACGACAACGCGAUUCCGCUUCGGACUGUAAGACAACCAGCAACAUCUGAAGCAGAAACACCCUAUUCACUAGAGAUGUUCCAAAGUGCAGGGAGUUUAGGAUUUGGAGGAUUUGGAAAUCAAAUGGUGCCUUACUUGAAUCAAACAAAAGAUGAACCGAGGGACGAGUUGUUCUUGGAGUCAUUGCUAUGUUGAAAAGGAAGAGUGAAGGUCAAGUUUUAAUUGAUUUGGUUUAUGUUUAUGUUUUUGAAUUUAUGUGUACAUUUUACAACAGGUAACUUGAUUUUCUUAAUGUUGUAAGAUCAUACUGGCAUAGGUUAGGAAUGGAUUUGUAAAAGUUUACAUUUUUUGAUUGUUUUGGGGCUUCAUGACUUCAAACUCCAAACCCUUGAUUCAAUUUUUGUAUCACAUUUGAUCCUAUUUGUUAAUUUAUUCGGAAUUAAAAUUUGGAAUUUUAUUUCA